Molecule: messenger RNA, 1905 nt
Organism: Cladophialophora yegresii CBS 114405
Lineage: Eukaryota; Fungi; Ascomycota; Eurotiomycetes; Chaetothyriales; Herpotrichiellaceae
Product: CMGC/CDK protein kinase
Exons: 1
Coding region: 1-1905 (634 amino acids)
Biological process (GO): protein phosphorylation
Cellular component (GO): nucleus
Molecular function (GO): cyclin-dependent protein serine/threonine kinase activity; ATP binding
Source: RefSeq, a predicted model, not a curated record
AUGUCGAGCGAUUCACAACGUUCGAAGAAGACGCUGGAACGGCUUGACGAUGGCAGGCCGCGAUUCCGUGGCUGUUCGAAAAUCACCGAGUAUGAGUAUUUGGGCAAGCUGGGAGAGGGUACCUUUGGCGAGGUUUCAAAGGCACGGUCAAAGAGAACCGGACAGUUGGUGGCGCUGAAGAAGAUUCUGAUGCACAACGAGAAGGAUGGCUUUCCCAUUACUGCGCUGCGGGAAAUCAAACUUUUGAAACAACUGGACCAUGUCAACAUCCUGAAGCUGGAAGAAAUGGCGGUUGAGCGGCCCAAGAAUGCGAGUAAGAAGACGAGCAUGUUCAUGGUGACGCCUUAUAUGGACCACGACCUCUCCGGCCUCCUUGAGAAUCCCGAUGUGCACUUCACCGUGCCCCAAAUCAAGUGUUAUAUGAAGCAACUACUCCAGGGAUGCGCAUACCUGCAUGAGAACAGAAUCCUACAUCGCGACAUGAAAGCCGCCAACCUGCUCAUCAACAACCGAGGAAUCCUCCAGAUCGCCGAUUUCGGCCUGGCACGGCCCUACGACGAUGAGCCGCCAAGGCCCGGCCACGGAGGAGGCGAGGCCACACGAGAAUACACCACGCUUGUGGUCACGAGAUGGUAUCGUCCGCCUGAACUUUUGCUUCAGCUGCGCAAGUACACGACUGCCAUCGACAUGUGGGGGGUUGGCUGCGUCUUUGGGGAAAUGUUCAAGCACAAGCCUAUCUUGACCGGAGACAGUGAUCUCAAUCAAGCGAAGCUGAUAUUCGAACUGCUGGGACCGCCAAAUGAUGAUACUAUGCCGGGCUGGCGAGAACUCCCUGGUGCCGAGGCGAUCGCAGAAUUUGAACCGACACCGCCAACGCUCAAUCGCCAAUUUCGCGAUCUCGAACCCCUGGCUAUGUCAUUGCUGAGCGAACUGCUGAAGCUCGACUGGCGGAAACGUAUCAAUGCUAUUGACGCACUGAAACACCCCUACUUUCAUAGCGCGCCCUACCCUGCGGGACCCGAAGAAUUGCCCUCAUUCGAGGAUUCACAUGAAUUGGAUCGACGAAAAUUUAGAGAUCAGAAAUCAAAGCGACCACCUGCACCUGCUGGCGGAUCCGUGGGUAUCGGUCCGCAAGGCGAAUGGGGCAUCGGCGGACGGCCUCCGCCGUACGAUGGCAGAGGCCCUGUGAAUCAUGGUCCUCCUUCUCGUAUUCCUGGCGGCAGGCCACCACAUGCCAACGGUCACAACCAAGGCUAUGGUCGCCGACCUCCUGGCCCUCCUGGUCCGAAUGGCGCCUAUGGUGGCGGCCCUGAUCAUCGUGGACCGAUCUCUCAUCAUCCUCCACAUCGAGACUUGCCACCUUCUGACCAACAUCAUCGUCCUCCACCCUACGACGAUGCUUACCCACGCCGACCUCCUGCGGAGCACUCGUUGCCGCCUCGUCCGCUGCCCUCAGAAGUCGAUCCUUAUCGCUAUGGUCCGCCGGAUUUCCCUCCCUAUCGCGACGAUGGGCGUGGUCCACCGCCGCCAAGAUCUCGAGCACCCCCUGUCGGAUCGGGCGGUGGAGCUCCAGCAGGCGGUCAUCGGGAUACUUAUAUUCCAUCAUAUUCGAGCGCAGAUCCCAACGUGGUUCCACCGAAACAGAGAUGGAGAGAUGACCGGCCACCGUACAGGGAUGCUGGACCUGACCAUGGCGAACCACUCCGGUAUGAUGAGUCCGGUGGUCGAGAAGGGCAUGAUCGAGACAGAGACCGAGAAAGACGGCCAAGGAGUAGAAGUCCAGUGCGGGACUGGGACCGGGACAGACGAGACAGGGAUCGUGAUCCGGACAGAGACAGGCACUACAGAGAUCGCGACAGAGACCGAGGGUAUGGCGGUGGCGGACAGGAUCCGUACCGUCGCUAG